CUUCCCAUGACGCGCCCCGAUAACAAACAAUCUAGUCGAAAACAGCCAUUGUUACCCACGCUUCGCUUGCUUCCCCAACUUCCCCAACUUCAACAGGGAGUUUCAUUAAGCAAAACGAGCAAGCUAUGAGUGUACCAUAGUUCUAUAUUUCUACUAUUUUUUAUACUCGAAGGCAACGCUUAAACAACAACUCCGAAACCUAGUGCAGAUCCAAACUCCGCCACCAACCGCCCACAAUCACAAUGGCCCGUCGAACCUCAUCGCGAGCAGCCAGCCAUGAUCAAGCUUCAUCGCCACCCAAGCCCGACGCUUCCAGGCGCACUGUUCGAAGCCCACAGAAACGUUCAACGCGCGCAACCCGCAGCCAGAGUCGAGAUCUUGAUGAACCUUAUGCGCCGGACCUGAGACAAGGCGGGGGUCGCAAUGAGAGGCAGGGCAGCGUGAAUAGUGUAGGCAGCGACGCUAGCACGGCGAACAAUAGUCGCGGAAAGAAGGUGCGCGGUAAUGCGCCGAUACAAACAGACUUAUCAAUGGUAGCUGAGGAUGAAGAAAUGCAAGAAUCGCUCCGAAAUGAAGCAGAGGCUCGGGAAUUUCCCAACGUUCACCAACAUCCAGAGCCUAUGUCAGGCCUUUCUGAAAUACCACAUCCAGCGCCUGCGGCUAAGAAAUCCCUUCUCCCUGCCGCUCAGAUCCGUAGUACCUCGCGAGGAAACAGUAACCCCAAGCGACUGACCGGCCUCAGCUAUCUCAUGUCCAAAAAGCCCCAGGCAAGUGCGGCACCGCCCUCGAACCAGCAACAACUACAGCAGCAAGUCGCCGCCGGUCCCUCAGCACCUAAAACGCCGCAGAAUAAUGUGACGCGCCAGCUACCCUUGACCGCCCCGGCGAAAACAUCACAGGAAGAACACCCAGAGGCGGAUGACAACAGGCCAUUCCAUUUCUCGAAUGAGGAUUUUGCAAAUAAGAUGACAGAAUAUGACGCAGAGAAGAACAAAGAAAACAGGCCUCUCCCUGCCGAGGCCAUCCCUCAAACGUUAGCAGCCACACUUCCUGCAAACCCUCAACGCAAGUCCUUCAUUGAGCGCCAACCCAGCGCCCAUAGAGUAUCUCAAAUCAGUGACUCCGACGCUGAUUCUCAGCCGGAACCCACGGCCAGGCAACACGCCAAGCGGGCACGAGAAGAGCCCGAAGAAGUGUCUGAACACGAGGUAGAAGCGGCUAUGGAUGAGGACGAAAUCUCGGAAGAUGAUGGCUUCGAGCAGGACCGCAAUCAACUACCUAGUCGCUUCCGAGAACCGCCACCCGAGGUCAUACAGGUCACAGGAGGUGCGCGCAAACGCGCAAGGAUUCCCAGCCGUGUCGUUUCGCACGGCCUGGCAGGGGAAGUACAGUCCAGGCAACCGCGCAUCGAGGCUACAGCAUCCAGAUUGCCGCAGCAGCCCAGUUCCAGCCGAGUGCAGGGUAGAAAUUCUGUCGUUUCUCCCAUCGAAGAGGAAUUGAACAAUGGAAUGAAGGCGUACCGUGAAGCGCAGCACCAAGCAACGCAGUACGAUGCAGCGCGAGAGAUGGCGGCGCAACAGGCGCAGGCGCGCCUGCUGAAUAUUGGUGCCCACAGACCGACCCAAAGGCGGACGAAGUGGACACAAGACGAAGAGGCCGGGUUCAUAGACCUGAUAGGACGGUUUGGGGUUGGCUGGGCAGCACUGCAUGCGAGAGGUCAGGCUGAGGGGAUAUUCGACGAAUGUCGGAACCAGGGAUCACUGAAGGACAAGGCUAGGAAUAUGAAAGUUGACUUCCUGAUUUCGGGGUCACCUCUCCCUUCGAAUUUUGACCUCAUCGCGAUAGGCCAGAAGGAGAGAGAUAAGGUGAUGAGCAGGGGUAGGAACCCCUAUCGCAAGGAAGGCGAGAUCGUGGGGCAAGAAGCUAUUGAUAUGGAUGGGCAACCCAGAGGUGUCUUUGACUGACCCCCUGUCUCUGUUGUAAGGUGUGCGAGCUGUGUGUCGUAUGACUACAGAGGGAUUCGGGUUGGGCGGAGUAGGGAGUUGGUCGCGUUUCUGUCUUUUCAAUAUACCCAGGAGGAUCACGAUUCCGAUGGAUGAGUUUCUUCCAUCGUUCACAAGUGGGCUCACGAGCCCGUUUUAUUUAUAUAUGAUGGCUUUCCUUCGCGUCUUUAUGGUUGUUUUGGAUGGCCCGGUACUGUUACGAUAUAAGGAGAGAGCCGCGUUGAUUGGGGGUAUAAUAAGUAUUUUGAUAUCAUAAUUACAAUCAACAUGGGGAGCUGGAGUCUUCCUUCUUUACAC
This is a messenger RNA of Pseudogymnoascus verrucosus, 2300 nucleotides long. RefSeq lists its product as uncharacterized. The record is from RefSeq and is a predicted model, not a curated record. The coding region runs from base 243 to 1964 and encodes 573 amino acids. The transcript has 4 exons. Lineage: Eukaryota; Fungi; Ascomycota; Leotiomycetes; Thelebolales; Thelebolaceae.